Molecule: messenger RNA, 2592 nt
Organism: Esox lucius (northern pike)
Lineage: Eukaryota; Metazoa; Chordata; Actinopteri; Esociformes; Esocidae
Exons: 6
Coding region: 27-1370 (447 amino acids)
Source: RefSeq, a predicted model, not a curated record
GAGACCUACAAUUUAUUUCUGUAAAAAUGUCUAAAAACACUAUAGUAAAAUCUAAGGUGAUUAAUUGCUCUGACGAGAACACGCCUAAUGAUGAACUUGUCAAGAGUCCGCAGCGUUGUGACUACCAGCAGGAAAUAAGCUGUCUGGUGUGUCUCUUGAGUCUUUGGGCAUAUGCUGCCAUCCUCUACCAUGGGAUCAGAAGGAUCAUACAGAGAUGGCUUUCCCUUGCUAUGACUAUGGUGACCAAUGUUCUCAAUAAGAGGGUGACACCAAAAGCAAUGGGCGAAAGGCUGCAGGCUGUGUCCAACAGUCUAUGGGUCACAAAGGGCCGUGAGGUAACCAUAGUCCCACCUCAGGUUCCUCUCCCCAGUCCUGUCACAGCCAGUCAGAGGGCAGCAGCUCUCAACUGCCUUAAAGAACUAGUGCGAUUGUACUGCUGUUCUAUGGGCCAAGGGACUGGACAUGGUGUGUGUGAAUGGAGGAUCUCCACUGCUGUUAAGAUGACUCUAAGAAAUGCCGGCAUGUUGCCUAACAGCAUUUUCCACAACGGUUGGAUGAAAGUAUCCAUCUCAGACCAGCUCCUUCCAUUGACCCUAGGUGAGUCCACCAAGCUGGAACAAUCUGUGCCACCGUUGGCAUGUCUUUUCCCUAGAGAAGCUGCCAUGAUGAGUGCUAAACCCAACCGUGACCAACAGCUCAGAAAGAAAAGCCCAUAUCACAAACAGCGUCAGGCUUCCUCCACACUCUGCAUGGUCCCAGAGAUGCUCCUUAUCCACACACUUGGCAGAUUUAUUUAUAAUAUCUACCCCCUGGAGGACUUCUCCCCAUGGACCGAGGAGGUUAUUGAAAACCGUGUGGAGGUGACAUGGCAACUUUCCUUCCUGGUCCAGAAGGCCUUGGCCAGAACUAUUAAGACCAAAGCCCUACAAAGAGCACUUAGGAAACUCUCAGAACCAAACCAAAACUAUGGCCCACUGGAGCUCCAGUUGGGAGAUCUGCUAUUCACCAACUUUCAGAAGGAGUUCUCAUCACAGCGCCCACUGUCACCAGAGGCCUUCCUGGAGGAUCGCCAGCUUUGCUUGGAAGUGUCAGUUAUGGUGAGCAGGGUGCUUCUCCAGCACUGGACCCCCAGGAUUUCUUUCUCCCCUGUCUGUGAGGUGCAGGAAAUCAGCCCGAGACUGAAGCGUUGCCAGGGGGGUGUCAUCCAACACUGGUCCUCAACAGACCACCUCCUAGUGCUUGCUGAUGAAAGUGAUGAGGAUCUCCACUCUGUGGAUGACAGAAAACAGGAGAAGAAAGGAGUGAAGAGUUUCUUCCGCAGAGCUUGGAAGUCCUUCAAGCGAUUCACUACCCCUGGCUGCCUGUUAUGAGGUCUUGUCUCUCCCCUGUCUUUCUGUCCAGGUUUUCCCUGUGUCUGCCCUGUCUCUUUACGUUUCCCUCCGUACACUUUGUGUUCAUAUGCUCUGUUAAGAGUUUGGUCUUGUCUUCAGUCCUUCCUUAUGAUCCAUGUUCCCGGGUUCCGGUCCAUGUUUUCCGUAUGUCUGUGUUGGUUUUUGUUUUCUUUUUAUUCCAGUUUUUAUGAUUUAGUUCCAUUGUCAUUGGUCUUCAUUAUUUUCACCUGCUCCUUGUUAGCCCCACCCUGUAUGUCAGCUCUUGUGUUCAGUCUGUUUGCAUGUACUUGUCACUAUGUCAAUCGGCCUACCCAAUGUUAUAUGGUUUAUUUGGUCCUGUGUCCAACCGCAUUUCCUUUGUAAGUUUUGUCUUUCCUUCUAAGUUUGUGUUCCUGCUGUCCUGCUAUUUGUCCUGCCUGCUCUUUUUUCUUUGUCCUGCCCACCUGUCUUUUGGCGUCAUCCUGCCCACCUGCCUGCCAUCGUUUUGGAUUAUUUUCUGUCUAGUUUCCUAAGUUUAGUUCUUGGUAUUUUUGCCUCAGUGUGUUCUUUUGUUUUGGCUGUUUGUUUGCCAAACCUGAGCCUGUGAAGCCCGGCGUCCACGACCCUGAGCCUGUGAAGCCCGGCGUCCCGGAAAGUGACCCGUUUCCGUCCAGCGUCCCUGAACCCGAGCCGUUCCUGUCCGGCAUCCCACCUAGGACCCUGUCAACUCCGCCCAGUCUCCAGCCUGCUGCACUUCCCGGGACCUUGCCCAAGCUCCCUUUGUCUCUGCAUCUGUGUCUUCCCCAAUUUCCUUUUUCGUGUCCUCUUCCAUCAGUCUCCUUGUCUGCUCCAGGCCCCUUCUGCUCGUUGUUCCCUCCGGGGAUUUUGGGUCUUGUCCAUGUGGUUGAUGUGGUCUUCUGGUCCCUCUUGUCUCCCUUUCUAUUCCCAUUUAGAGGGGUGGUACUGUAAGGUCUCGUCUCUCUUGUCCUGCCUGCUUGUUUUUCUUUGUCCUGCCCACCUGCAUUUUGGCCUCAUCCUGCCUAUUGUUGCUUCUGCCAGCCUGCCAUAGUUUUGGGUUCUUUUCUGUUUUUGCCUCAGUGUGUUUUGUGUUUUGGCCGUUUGUUUGCCAACCUUUUGUUUAAUUGUUUAUACCUUGUUUGUGGGCUGCCUGCCUGUUUGCAAAAUAAAAGAAAGGGAAAAUGAAGUGAAAGAAUAAAAAUAC